AUGAGGAUAGGGUGGAACAAAAAGACCGUAGAAAAUAAUCCCCAAGUGUUCAUUUACAGUGGUGCUGAAAGGUUGAUGCGAAUGGGACCCUGGAAUGGCGUUACCUUUAGUGGUUAUCCAGAAUUUACAGUAAGUGGUGCUGAUCAAGUCUCCAAGCUGAUAUAUACUGACAAUGAAGAAGAGAUCUUUUGGUACUAUACUAUAAAUAAUCCUGCAAAUAUUUCAAUAUUUGUACUGAAUGAGACAAGAGGCCUAGCGCAAAGGUUUAAUUGGGAUCCAGUCACGCAAAAAUGGUAUCCAUUCUGGACAGGGUCAGAAGAUUCCUGUGACUUUUAUAGGCAUUUUGGUGCAUUCAGUACUUGCAAUCCGGCCGAUGUUGGUGCUCAAGGUUGUGAGUGUCUUCCAGGAUACAAGUCCCAAGGAAAUCCUCUGCGAGAUAAAUAUCAGUGUCUGAGGCAUUCUGAGGCCCUUGUGUGUGGAAAGGGGAGGGGUUCGUGGAGGUCUCAGGAGUAA
Messenger RNA from Daucus carota subsp. sativus, 513 nucleotides. RefSeq names its product G-type lectin S-receptor-like serine/threonine-protein kinase At1g11410. The record is from RefSeq and is a predicted model, not a curated record. Gene Ontology annotation, biological process: recognition of pollen. Bases 1 to 513 code for a protein of 170 amino acids. The transcript has a single exon. NCBI's taxonomy places the organism in Eukaryota, Viridiplantae, Streptophyta, Magnoliopsida, Apiales, Apiaceae.